Messenger RNA from Acomys russatus (golden spiny mouse), 807 nucleotides. Its product is annotated as speedy protein E4A-like. Gene Ontology annotation, biological process: positive regulation of cyclin-dependent protein serine/threonine kinase activity. The transcript has 6 exons. Lineage: Eukaryota; Metazoa; Chordata; Mammalia; Rodentia; Muridae. Gene Ontology annotation, molecular function: protein kinase binding. The record is from RefSeq and is a predicted model, not a curated record. Bases 1 to 807 code for a protein of 268 amino acids.
AUGGGGGAAGGGACGUCAGGUGUGGAUUCAGGCAGAGUCAAGGAGGAGGGCGGGGUGGAUCAGAGUCUGGGAUUUGUAGAAGGGGGGAUACAGCUUGAGAGAAUCAUGACUGCUGGCCAACUGUCACUGUGUUCUGAGGAGCAGAGCCCUCAGCUUGGUAUCACCAGGCCCUCAUCUGGGGUGGUGGUGGAUGGGGAGAUCUCAGGAUCAUCAGGACCAAGAGUGGAGGCCAGCCCCCAGCCUCCGUCCACCAGCCCACAGAGGAAGAGGGACUUGUCCUCAGAUUCUGAGGAUGACCUGGCAGAGCUGCUGGACCCUGAACCUGAGCCAGUGUGGUCAGUGGAAAUGCUGUGUGGGCUCAAGAUGAAACUGAAGAGGCGGUGCGUGCCUACAGUGAGGCCUGAACACCACAAGGUCUUCACCAAGCUGCUGGAGGAUCCAGCGGUGAAAAAAUUCCUGGCCUGGGACAAGACACUGCAAGUGUCUGACAAGUAUCUCCUAUCUAUGGUCAUAGCUUACUUCAGCCGUGCUGGGCUCUUCUCCUGGCAGUAUAGGCCAGUCCACUUCUUCCUGGCUCUGUACCUGGCCAGUGACAUGGAGGAGGACAACCAGGCCCCUAAACAAGACAUGUUUUACUUCCUCUACGGGAAGAGCUACGCCCAGCGCCCCUUGUUCCAUAGGCUGCGGUUCCAGCUCAUUCGCUCCAUGCACUGGAGGAUCUGGGUGUCCCGGGAGGAGUGUGAAGAGAUCCAGGCUUACAACCCAGACUUGUGGGUGUGGUCACGAGAUCGAACCAAGCUGACCUAG